GCAAUAUACAAAAGCCAUGAUGGGAUAACACCGAUAACUUACGAAAGUUGCACAAUAUACUAUAGUAACGUGUGGUGGUUGAAUGGAAAUAUUCUUUAGUUUAGAUGAGGAUGUAUUUUCAGUUUUUAUAUUUCAAAAAAUGAAUUAUGGCUGGGUACCUAAAUCGAUCACAUUUGUUGAGUCCAGUAGAAUCCAAAUCUCUCAGUCUAGAUGAUAAAUCUGAUUCAUUCUUAGCAACUCGAACAGAAAUGACUACUAGUGUCUGCUGGUUACCAGAUGUUGGAGACUCACCUCUGAAAAUUUUUGUUUUAGCCAAGAAAAAGAUUAAUGAUGUAUUUGUUGGUAUUCAGAGCUACGUAGAAGAAAGCAACAAAUUCCUGUCUAGCAUAAAAGUAGAAAGCAAUAUUGUUUCUGAACAGCUAGUAAAAGAGACUUCAAACUUCAGGGAAAGGAUAACGGGGAUUCGAGAUGUGUUAACUCGUGACCAUAUGAAAGUGGUGUUUUUUGGAAGGACAAGUAAUGGUAAGAGCACUGUGAUUAAUGCCCUCCUGCAGGAUAAGAUCUUGCCUAGUGGCCUCGGUCAUACAACAAACUGCUUCUUACAAGUUGAAGGAGGUGAUACACCUGAACCUUAUCUCCUUACAGAAGAUUCUAAUGAUCCUCAGAAUGUACAGUCAGUUGCUCAGUUAGCACAUGCCUUAAACAGUGAAAAACUGGGAGACAGUUCGUUGGUGCGUAUCUUGUGGCCAAAAGAAAAAUAUCCGCUUCUAAGGGAUGAUGUGGUAUUAGUUGACAGUCCAGGUAUAGAUGUUUCUCCAAACUUAGAUGAAUGGAUUGAUAAACACUGUCUGAAUGCUGAUGUCUUUGUUUUAGUUGCCAAUGCAGAAUCUACACUGAUGCUAACAGAAAAGAAUUUUUUUCAUAAAGUAAGUGAACGUCUCUCUAAGCCCAAUAUUUUCAUCCUGAACAACCGGUGGGAUGCUUCAGCCUUUGAACCAGAGUUUUUAGAGAGGGUAAGAAAACAGCAUCUGGAUCGGACCAUAGCGUUUCUAGUAGAUGAACUACACGUAUGUACACGCCUAGAAGUAGAAGAUCGUGUGUUUUUUGUGUCAGCACGAGAGAUGCUUCAGGCACGAUUAAAGAUAAAACAAGGACUAGCUCCUCAUACGGGGGCAUUGGCUGAUGGAUUUCAAAACCGAUACUUUGAGUUCCAGGAUUUUGAAAGAAAGUUUGAGGAAUGUCUGUCAAAAUCUGCUGUAAAAACAAAAUUUGAACAACAUACUCAACAGGGUAAGGCCAUCAUCAAAGCUUUGCAACAUAUAAUGGAAUUAACUUUUGAGAAUUCUCAUAAGAAAAAAAAGGAAAAAAUGGAACUGAGAAAAGAGCAUAAAGAGAGAUUAGAGUUUACCCAGCAGCAGCUGCGCUUGUUAACUGAUGAAGUAAAACACCAUAUUGGGCAUUUAGUACACAAAGUUGAACAGCAGGUAGCAAAAGCAUUAAAUGAAGAGAUCCAUCGGUUAAAUGUUCUUGUUAAUGAGUUUGAGAGACCUUUCCAUCCAGAUAAUUUGGUUCUUAGUGUCUAUAAAAAGGAACUACACACUCAUGUGGAAGAAGGACUGGGAAGUAACCUUCGAAGUCGUCUUUCGAACACAGUAGCCAUGAAUGUUGAAAGUUCACAGAAAGAAAUGAUUGCAAGGAUGUCUUCUUUGUUACCCCAGGAACACAGGCAACAGAUGACCAAUAUAAUGCCUCGUCACAACUUUGAAGUUCUGUAUCGGAUAAACUGUGACAGUCUAUGCUCUGACUUCCAAGAAGACUUGGAGUUUCAAUUCUCUCUGGGACUUGUGUCAUUAAUGAAACGUUUUCUUGGCCCAAGGAACACCAAACGAGCAAAAGAGACUAUACCUCGCCCAAUUGGCAUUGCUCACCAGUCACCUAAUGCUGAAGUAAAACAGUUUUUCCAGCCCUCAUCAGACUAUUUAUCUAUAGUCCAACAAAUAGCACUUGUAUCGCCAACGUCGCAGACAGCUGUGGGUACUCUUGCUGUUGGAGGAUUUCUAGUUCGAACAGUUGGCUGGAAGGUAAUAAUACUGACAGCAGGUAUUUAUGGCCUGUUAUAUGCAUAUGAGUGGCUAACAUGGACAAACAAGGCUAAAGAACGUGCUUUCAAGAAACAAUAUGUCAACCACACUACCCGCAAGCUGAAACUAAUAGUUGACUUGACUAGUGCCAACUGCAGUCACCAAGUUCAACAGGAACUAAGCAGUACCUUUGCUCGACUUUGUCAGCUUAUUGAUGAGGUGGUUAGCGAGAUGCAGGGAGUAAUCAGAAGACUUGACACAGAAGUAGAAAACCUGGAUGAAUGUUUAGCCAUGUCAAGGAUUCUGAGGAAUAAGGCUGGUUACCUGAUGAGUGAGCUUGAGACCUUUAGCCAACAGUAUCUGCAGUAUGACCAGUGAAAAGGGUUCAAGUUCUUAACUAAUGGCAACUCCAUAUUUAGUGAAACUGUGUUGAUUACAGAAUUUUUAAAUCGACCAGUCGUUGAUUUAGGAGUGUUGAUGUUGUCAUAUAGUUUUAGAAAAACUGUUUUUGUAGGAAAAACUUUAUAUUGUAGCAAAAAAGGAAUUAUUUUUAUCAGUCAUUGAUGACAAAUGAAAAAGAAAAAAUAUGCUCAAAAUAUUUGUUGAUGUGAACAUUGCAGUUAAAUGCAAGUAUCUAUACAAAUAUUACAAGUUAAAAUAUGCAAAAAGUUGACAUUUUUAUGCUCCAUCAUCUGCUAAUUUUUAAAAUUUUGCAAAAGAGUUGAUAUAACAACAAAAAAAAAGAGUAAAUAAUCAAUGAAUUCAUAACCUAAUCUUAUUUACUUAUUAUUCUUUACAUUUUCAUAUAUAUAUAUAUGGUAAGUAAAAGGUUGAUGUGUUGUAGAUUUGGAGGUAGUUGACUGACUGUGUAUCUUGUGUUAAGUAGGUGUUUGUAUUUUGCUCAUUCUUUUGGAGAUGCAGCUAAAGUUACACUUGUGGAAUAUCUGAAAGUAGUUUAAUAACUGGUUAAAAUUUUGUUAACCUGAAAAGAAACUAGUGUUGUUGUAUUUUAACUUUGUGGUCUCAAAUUUUUAUUCACUUAGAGCAUCUUAUAACGAAAGAUUUGAGCAGGACAGUGUAGAAAUAUAUUUACAUUAUAUGAACAUUGAGAUUAAAUAGCUGUUUACAAAUGGAUGUUACCCAAUGCUAAUAGCAUGAAAAUAUUUAAAGAUAGUAUUUUAAAGGAUACAUUGAGUCUGUGACUAAACCAAAACUGUUGUUUUAGAGAGCUUUAAAAAACUAUUUCAUAUGAAAAUGUGGUAAAUCUAGAAAGUUUUUAUUUUUUUGUUUCUAUGACUCACAUUUUCUUCUUUUGGAAAUCUAUAUAUACUUAUCCUCCUUCUGCACUUUUUUAGUUAUUUUGACUUGUUCAUCUUCUCUCAAGCAUUUAACUUUUAAUUAAGAAAGUAAAAAUAGUGAGCUUGUGCUGAUAAAAGAUGAGGUUUAUUUGGAAGUCUGUGCCAGACCAUUGUUUCUAUUCAAGUUUACCAAAUGGGAUUUCAUGUUUAAUUCAAUGUAGGAGUAACUGAAAUUAGGAACUAAUUUGGAAUCAGUAGCCGAAAUAUGUUUUUCUUUUAUAUGUCGUCGUAACAACAGAAGAUCAUAAAAGUUUGAUGAUAAUGGGAUUUUAAAGAAAAAUUAUCUUUAAAGAAACUGCUCAAAUUUAAACCAUUGAUUCUUGUGUCUCCCCACAUUACCAGUGGAUUUUUUGAUUGAUACUUUGUAUUUUACUAAAGAGAAAUCAGUUCUUCCAGCACUGUUUCUGUGUUUUUCACUGAAACAAAUAGUGAUGUUAAAUGAAAUUUAUUGUAAAACUUGUUGAUUAACUGAUUGCAAGUUAUUUGAUUUAAAUCAUGGAUGAACAUAUUAGUGAUUCAGCAUUAUAAGAAAGAAUUAUUAGUGCUUCCUAAAGAUUACUUUUAUAGCACUGGAGAGAUACUAAAUAGCUAGGGCAUAUUUUGAGACAUUUUUAUGAUAUCUCAGGAGGGGUACUGUGUACCUCAUUCAUUUGAAAGUGCCCUUACCUCUAUCUUAGGUUUAAUAUACCAGUGUUACAACUUUAAACUUAUUUAUAAGAUGUAGAAUGAUAAGUUAAAAAUCAGCAUCUUAAACUUUUGAGGUCUCACAGAAAAAGAUGCAUAGUUUUAUGGUUGAGAAAGGUAGUAUCUGAUUUGAAUUCAGUUGUCACAUGCCAAUUGUCUCUUAAGAAAAUUGUAAGUUCAGCAGAUUCCUGGCAGUCUAUUUUUUAACUGCUCAUAUUUUAUAGACGUUAAAAUGUUUAGCGAAUAAUUUAUAGUUUACAUUCAACAGUUACUUUUCAUAAGCAUAUAGAAAAUAUUUGGUGCAUUGAAAAAGAAACUCAAUAUAAUUGGAAGAAAAUGUGAAUGCAUACAAACCAUUUGUAGUAAAUAGAGGUGUGAUACAAUAUCUGGAUAAUAUUUUUAACCUGUAACAGGACAAAGCUAUUUAUUGUAAUUUAGUUCUUAAGAAUGGAUAAGAUACAACAAUGCUAUUGCUGCUGAAUAUCCUUACAAGUAAUGUUUGAAAGUUUUAUUAAAUAAAAAAUUUGAAGAACACAAAAAUAAACUUUGAUUAAUUUACGAAAUA
Messenger RNA from Limulus polyphemus (Atlantic horseshoe crab), 4688 nucleotides. RefSeq names its product mitofusin-2-like. The transcript has 17 exons. Gene Ontology annotation, cellular component: mitochondrial outer membrane. Gene Ontology annotation, biological process: mitochondrion localization; mitochondrial fusion. The coding region runs from base 147 to 2459 and encodes 770 amino acids. Gene Ontology annotation, molecular function: GTPase activity; GTP binding. The record is from RefSeq and is a predicted model, not a curated record. Lineage: Eukaryota; Metazoa; Arthropoda; Merostomata; Xiphosura; Limulidae.